AUGAAAUCUAAAACAAUCACCCAGCCCCCAGAUGCUUUAGCUACAUGGGAUCCAAACACAUCCCCAUGCAACUGGACCCGGGUUUCAUGUGGUGAUCAUGGCCAAAGGGUUGUAGAUGUUGACCUCUCUGGCCUUGGGAUAUCCGGUCCAGUUAAUCCCCAUAUCGGGAACUUGUCUUUUCUAAGAACACUUCAACUCCAAGAAAACCAGUUUCAGGGUAUAAUUCCUGAAACAAUCACCAAUCUUUUACGCCUACGAAUCCUUAACAUAAGUUUUAAUAGCAUCCAAGGCGCCAUUCCAGCAAACAUAAGCCGUUGCAUGAAGCUAAGGAUUGUUGAUUUCAUGCAAAACAAACUAUCAGGUUCUAUUCCUGAAGAUCUCACUCUACUUGUGAAUCUUCAAAUUCUGAACUUGGCAGGAAACCAUCUUUCUGGUUCAAUUCCACCUUCCAUUGGUAACCUUUUGUACUCGCAAGGUGAAGGUCUUGGUUUUUUAAACUCAUUGGCAAACAGUACAAAGCUUGAUUUCCUAGCCAUUGAUGGUAAUGGUUUUGACGGUGCCAUCCCAGAGUUCAUAGGCAAUCUUUCUAAAAAACUUAGAAUGUUGUACAUGGGUUCAAACCAGAUAUUUGGCAUCAUCCCACCCUCCAUUAUGCAACUGCAAGGUUUAGCCUUACUAAAUUUAAGCUUCAACACCAUUUCCGGUGAAAUUCCUUCCGAAGUAGGCCAGUUGGAAGGCUUACAAGAGCUUGUUCUAGGCAAAAACAGAUUGACUUCUAAUAUCCCAAAUUCAUUGGGUAAUCUUCGGAAGUUAGGAAAAAUUGAUUUAUCAAGCAAUGAAUUGGAAGGAAGCAUACCAACUAGUUUUAAGGCUUUCGAAGGGCUAACUUACAUGGAUUUGUCCAUGAAUAAGCUAAAUGGGAGUAUACGCAGGGAAGUUCUUGAUCUCCCAAGUUUGACCACCAUCCUCAAUCUUUCGAGCAACUCAUUAACCGGCUCUUUGCCUGAAGAUAUAGGGAAUCUAGAAAGAGUGGUGACAAUUGAUCUCUCUAACAAUCGUUUGUCAGGCAAUAUUCCAAACUCGAUUCAGAAUUGUAAGAGCUUAGAGCAGCUGAUCAUCUCUGAAAACUCUUUCUCAGGAAAUAUUCCAAAUGGUUUGGGUGAAAUAAAUGGUUUGACAACUCUAGACCUUUCCUCCAAUGAACACUCUGGUUCAAUCCCUCUUAAUCUUCAAAACUUAAAAGCCCUCCAAUUCCUGAACCUUUCUUUCAACAACUUGGAAGGAAAUGUUCCAAGCAAUGGGAUUUUCUCAAAUCUCACAAGAGUCCAUGUUGAAGGAAACCCAAAGCUAUGUUAUGAUUCCAAAUGUAGAAGAAGUGAUACCAACAAACUGGUCAUGAUUUUAGGUGCAGCAACCGCCUCGGUAUUGUUAGUACUUAUAUCAAUCGCUUUGUUCUUUUACUUCCGGAGAACUGCUGCUAAGGCCACAAACACUUCUUCUGAUUCCUACAAGGGCAAACAUUACAUGGUGACAUAUGACCAGCUCCGAACUGCUACUAGGAACUUCCACGAGGACAGCCUGAUAGGACGUGGGAGUUUUGGCUCUGUCUACAAAGGCUGCCUCGACCUUGAAGGACGGCCACAAGAAAUAGCUGUGAAAACGCUCGACGUUGAAACCACCGGCUCUAUACCUAGUUUUUUGGCUGAAUGUGCUGCACUUCGCCUUCUCAGGCAUAGGAAUCUUGUCAAGUUGAUAACGUCCUGCUCUAGUUUGGAUCACAAGAACAACGAAUUUCUUUCACUGGUGUAUGAAUAUAUGAAGAAUGGGAGUUUAGAGAAGUGGAUCGGGAAUGGAAUGAGCUUGAUGGACAGGUUAAACGUAGUGAUUGAUGUAGCGUGCGGGUUGAGUUACCUUCACCAUGAAUCUGUGGUAGCUCCGGUGGUGCACUGUGAUUUAAAGCCAAGUAAUGUUUUGUUGGAUGAAGAUCUGACUGCAAAAAUUGGAGAUUUUGGGCUUGCCAGAAUGUUGAUUGACAAAGAUCAAUCUUUUAGCUCUGCACAUGUUCUUAAAGGUUCCAUGGGUUACAUACCUCCAGAGUACGGUAUGGGAGCAAAACCAUCAACCAAAGGAGAUGUAUACAGUUAUGGCAUUAUGCUAAUGGAGAUUUUCACCGGGAAGAGUCCAACAAACGAGAUGUUCAUUGGUGGCCUAUCCCUAAAGACGUGGGUGGAGUCUGCUUUCCCUGAUAACUUGGGUCAAGUGUUGGAUCCUGAUAUGCAUCAGGAACCAGAUGAAUUCUGCUCGGAUAGUCACUCUAUGAGCUUUAAGGUACAACUUGAUUGUCUCACAACUCUCAUAGGAGUUGCACUUUCAUGCACCAAUGAUUCUCCUGAAGGAAGAAUCGCCAUAACUGAGGCUCUCCGUAAACUCAAGUGUGUUCGGGAUAUGUUUCACAAGAACCAUCCAUCAAUCAACGUCGAGUGCUGA
Messenger RNA from Helianthus annuus (common sunflower), 2487 nucleotides. Its product is annotated as putative receptor-like protein kinase At3g47110. Gene Ontology annotation, biological process: protein phosphorylation. The coding region runs from base 1 to 2487 and encodes 828 amino acids. The record is from RefSeq and is a predicted model, not a curated record. The transcript is spliced from 3 exons. Lineage: Eukaryota; Viridiplantae; Streptophyta; Magnoliopsida; Asterales; Asteraceae. Gene Ontology annotation, molecular function: protein kinase activity; ATP binding; protein binding.